CUGCGGAAACCUCUCAGUUUCUCCGUGACAAAACAGUUGAUUCUGAAAUUUAAGAUGCCAGACUAUUUGGGGGACGACCAAAGGAAGAUAAAGGAAGAGGAAAAAGAAGAUGGACCUAUUAGAGCUUUGGAUGAAGGGGACAUAGCUCUGCUGAAAACAUAUGGUCAAAGCACCUAUUCCAGACAGAUCAAACAAGUGGAAGAUGACAUUCAGAGCCUUCUUAAAAAGAUCAAUGAACUGACAGGCAUUAAGGAGUCAGAUACAGGUCUGGCUCCACCAGCACUUUGGGAUUUGGCUGCUGAUAAGCAAACGCUGCAGAGUGAACAGCCAUUACAAGUUGCAAGAUGCACAAAGAUCAUCAAUGCAGACUCUGAGGAUCCCAAAUAUAUCAUAAAUGUCAAACAGUUUGCUAAGUUUGUGGUGGACCUGAGUGACCAGGUGGCUCCUACUGACAUUGAGGAAGGCAUGAGAGUCGGAGUUGAUAGGAACAAGUAUCAGAUCCAUAUUCCUCUGCCACCAAAAAUCGAUCCUACAGUCACCAUGAUGCAGGUGGAGGAGAAGCCUGAUGUAACAUACAGUGAUGUUGGUGGUUGUAAGGAGCAGAUUGAGAAGUUGAGAGAGGUGGUCGAAACCCCUCUGCUCCACCCUGAGAGGUUUGUCAAUCUGGGUAUUGAGCCACCCAAAGGUGUACUGUUGUUUGGACCCCCUGGCACUGGAAAGACCCUGUGUGCUCGUGCUGUGGCCAACAGAACAGAUGCCUGCUUCAUCAGGGUCAUUGGCUCUGAGCUGGUGCAGAAAUAUGUGGGAGAGGGAGCCAGAAUGGUCCGUGAGCUGUUUGAAAUGGCCAGGACUAAGAAGGCCUGUCUCAUCUUCUUCGAUGAAAUUGAUGCCAUUGGGGGAGCCCGUUUUGAUGACGGCGCGGGUGGAGACAAUGAGGUCCAGAGGACCAUGCUGGAGCUCAUCAACCAGCUGGAUGGCUUUGAUCCCCGAGGCAACAUAAAAGUUCUGAUGGCCACCAACAGGCCGGACACUCUGGACCCAGCUCUGAUGAGACCUGGACGUCUGGACAGGAAGAUUGAGUUCAGCCUGCCUGACCUGGAGGGUCGCACCCACAUAUUUAAGAUCCAUGCACGCUCCAUGAGCGUGGAGAGAGAUAUUCGCUUUGAGCUUCUGGCUCGUCUCUGUCCCAACAGCACUGGUGCUGAGAUCCGCAGCGUGUGCACCGAGGCGGGCAUGUUUGCCAUCAGGGCUCGUAGGAAGAUCGCCACAGAGAAAGACUUCCUGGAGGCUGUAAACAAGGUCAUCAAGUCCUACGCCAAGUUCAGCGCCACCCCAAGAUACAUGACCUACAACUGA
This is a messenger RNA of Menidia menidia (Atlantic silverside), 1356 nucleotides long. NCBI's taxonomy places the organism in Eukaryota, Metazoa, Chordata, Actinopteri, Atheriniformes, Atherinopsidae. The record is from the annotation of a GenBank genome assembly.